CCUCACACCGCCACCUACUUAAGGCCGCAGCGACUGUGGGAGAGCAUCAGUUUCACAACGAUCCCACUACAGUCAACAUGAAGCUGUUCAUCAUCGCUGCUCUGGCCCUGGUGGCCGUCGCCGACCGGCCCCAGCCUUCCUACAGGCCCCGUCCCACCUACGCUGCCCCGACCUACGCUGCCCCGACCUACGCCCCGGCCCCGACCUACAAGCCCCAGCCCAAGUACGCUCCUGCCCCGUCCUACGGCCACUCGAGCUACAAGCCGAUCGCUAUCCUGGAGCAGGAGGACGUCCACCCCGGGGAUGGCACCUACAGCUCCAAGUUCUCCACCGAGAACGGCAUCUACAGGUCUGAGACUGGCGUGCCCGUCGCCGGCUACGGCAAGAACGCCUACGGCGAGUCGGAGGACCUCUACCGCCAGGAGGGCUCCUGGAGCUACACCAACGGCUACGGCGAGGAGGUCAAGGUCGCCUUUGUCGCCGACGAGAACGGCUACCAGCCGUCCAGCGACAUCCUGCCCACCCCGGUGCCCACCGAGUACCCGACCCCCGAGGUGGACCCCGCCUACGUCGAGCCCCAGCCCAGCUACGGCAAGCCCGCCUACCAGCCGACUUACAAGCCCGCCUAUAACUAAGCUGUUCAUAUUGUGCGUGUAAAUUGCCCAUGGCAAUUGUUAGCUCAAUAUCCCACGCAUUAUUUAUAUAUUUAUUCAUGCAAACUUCAUGUUGUUUGGUUGUUUGUGUAAAAUACACCUCAGCAUUUA
This is a messenger RNA of Amphibalanus amphitrite, 764 nucleotides long. Its product is annotated as adhesive plaque matrix protein-like. The record is from RefSeq and is a predicted model, not a curated record. Lineage: Eukaryota; Metazoa; Arthropoda; Thecostraca; Balanomorpha; Balanidae. Gene Ontology annotation, cellular component: chitin-based extracellular matrix. The transcript has 3 exons. Bases 78 to 635 code for a protein of 185 amino acids. Gene Ontology annotation, molecular function: structural constituent of chitin-based larval cuticle.